AUGGGUGGGAAGGGUAAGAAGGGGGCCAAGGGAGCCACCAGUGCCCCAGCGAGCACACACGACGAAGCCGUGUGUGUGUCGGUGGCAACACAGCCACGGCACUAUGAGUAUGUUGCCAAGAUCCCUGCCGAUGCAUUAACAGCCGGUGCUGGCUGGACCAAAGGCGACGGCAAAGCUGCAAUUGGUGUUGAUGGUUGCAAGGGCAAAUCCAAGGGAAAGGUUGCAGCUAGCAAAGGAUCUGGUAAGCUAGCGAGUGGCGGCACAGCUGCUGCCACGGGAGCUGCCGCGAUCAAAGGCGAUGGCAAAGCUGCUAAGGGCAGCAGUGGUGGUGCCGCAAAGGGCAGCGGUAAGGAUACACAGGGCAAUGGUGGUGGUGAGGAUACAAAGGGCAGCGGUAAGGGUGCAAAGGGCAACAGCGGUGGCAAGGAUGCAAAGGGCGUUAAUGGUGGUAAGGAUGCAAAGGGCAGCGGCAAGGGCGCCGGUGCUAAGGGUGCAAAGGGCAUCACUGGUGCUGAGGAUGCACAGGGCAGCGGUGAGGAUGCAAAGGGCGACCACGGUGGCAAGGCUGCAAAGGGCAGUGCUGGUGGUAAGGAUGCAAAGGGCAGCGGUAAGGAUGCAAAGGGCAAGAGUGGUGGCAAGGCUGCCAAGGGCGUCGCUGGUGGUAAGGAUGCAAAGGACAGUGGUAAUGAUGCAAAGGGCGCUGGCGGUGGUAAGAAUGCAAAGGGCAGCGGUGGUAAGGAUGCAAAGGGCCACAGUGCAAAGGGCAGUGGUAAGGAUGCAAAAGGCCACAGCACAAAGGGCAGUGGUAAGGAUGCAAAGGGCACUGGCGGUGGUAAGGAUGCAAAGGGCUGCGGUGGUAAGGAUGCAAAGGGCCACAGUGGUGGUAAGGAUGCAAAGGGCGGCGGUGGUAAGGGCAGCAGCGGAGGUAAGGAUGCAUCAAAGGACCCUGAUCCGUGCACACCCCCACCAAAGUCUCCAGCAGCCAGCCUGAGCACAGGUACUCCCCCGAGCCAGCCAUCCUCCACCAGGUCACCCGAUGUGGAGAAGCCAACAGGCAAAGGAUCCAAGGGAGUACAGGAGAUCGCCCCCAUCACCAAGGGCAACCACUCGAAGGGUAAGGGUAAGAGCCCAGCCGCUGCCACGUUCGAGCAGCCGAGUGGCAAAGGCAAACGCAAGCCUACUGGGGAGCCUGAAGGUCACCAGGUGUGUCGCCGGGUGUCCUUCGGAGGAGGCCAUCUGGGGCCAGGGAAACCCAUUCUCCGUUCGGAUACUGGCAUCUCGACUAUGAGUGACGGCACCGGCCCUGUGGAAAUGGAACCCUUGAGUAUCCCCGAGUCUGACGGUGUCCGACCCUUGACUGAUGAAGAAAGAGCACAGAUCGAGGUGCCCUGCUAUAUCGAUUACAACCACUGGUUCGCCUUUCUGAAGGCAUUCUUGCUGGACAGGGAUCACUUGGCCACCAUCGAGGUGCAGCCAUAUUACGAGGAGCUCUCCGAAAACAAAGAAAAGGAGACCUUCGAGGAACUCCCCCUGGUUAUGAUCAAGCAGAAGUACGGGAAGAAACACCCACAAAGCGACCUCCCCGAUUGGCGAAUUUACAAGGUCUUCAAGAACAUUCUGACAAGCAGUGCCAACGUGAGCAGAGUUGGCAGCAAAACGACAGCGACAAAGGGAGUAUCCGGCAAUAAGGCGGAGCGCACCGCCGUUGCGGAAGUGCUGGAGGGAAAGGCUUCUGAAAUGGGAAAGAUGAUGACGCAGUCGGCAAACUCUUCUAAAGGCAACGGCAAAAACCGCAAUGGAAAGGGACAAAAGGGAAAAAAGGAACUCACUGCGGAGGAGGUGGAAGCCAAGGGCUUCCAGAAGGACUUGCAAGCGAUACGGGACUUGAGUGACAAAUCGAUUUCCGUUGCUGCCGGCCUAGCUCAUUGCGGACUGGAGAACCAAGAAAGCUUGAUCACUCAAUUGGGCCGGAUUUCCACCGAUUGUGGCCGAAUCCGCGACGAGAUCCAGGGCAUGGUCAUCGCAGCCAAGCCGCUUUCGGAGUGCAUUGAGGCCAUGAAUGCAGUCAAGGCGGACCCCCUGAAGGACUAUCAACGACAAGUUCUGGACGCCGAAGGGAUUUACCAGGGCAAAGCGGCCGAGAAGAGAAAGCGUGAGAAAGCCGAGAAGGAAAAGAAAGAAAAGGAGAAUAAAGAAGGCCAGGAAAAUGAUGAGGAAUACGCAGAGGAGCAGGAGACUUGGGGAGAUGAGAAUGAGGAACACUGGCCCGAGGAAAGUUACGAAGAGGCUCCGGCAAAGCGUGCCCGCAGCUAG
Messenger RNA from Symbiodinium sp. CCMP2592, 2313 nucleotides. The record is from the annotation of a GenBank genome assembly. Lineage: Eukaryota; Dinophyceae; Suessiales; Symbiodiniaceae.